AUGUCAAUGUCAUUCGUUUUCAACUCCCGCUACCUAGUUAGCGCGGUCCUAUCCUACUUCGUAUCCAUUCGCAACUAUGUCCAGCUCUCCACCUCUCACGCCGCCUUCGUCCAGUCUGUGGAGAGUUCGGGGCCUCGUCCAGCUGCGUCAAGGGAAUACCUUGCCAAUGUAGAUCACGAAGUGUUUAGGCACUUCAGUAUCAUCAACCGGGAGGAGGGCAGGGCACAACAGUACGAGUUCAAAUUCUUCUUCAAUGUGUUCACAGGUGCCGCCAUCCGUUGGGCUCAGCACCUGACUUCAUGGAAGAAGAUGAAGCGCUGGGAGGUGUCUCUUUGCAAGAAGGCCCCGGCUGAUGCUCGCCUCGCGAUGAAGUCCAAGUACGAGAAGCAGGCUGCGGAUGCAGAGGAGAGGCGCCGAACCACAGAGGCUGCGAUUGCCGCGGUGAACCCCGGUGGGAAGCGGGCCCGCAUGACCGACUAUCUCGAGGGUGACGCAGCAGCGGAAAAACACGAAGCACAUCGGUCGCUUGCGCUGAUGUUUGCCGGAUGUCACAUCCUGGAGCAGAUCGUCGACCAUCCUCUCUUCGUCAACGCAAUCAAAGACGUCGCCCGCGCCGGCCACGGCUAUGUUUCUCCAGGGCAGAAGUACACCGGCGGUACCGGUGUGCAAGCUUGCCGCCAGGGCAUUGAAAGCCGCUCGGUGGGCAUCAAGGCAAGCUGGAAAAAAACAGGAGUUACCGUAGUGUCCGACAUGAUGACGGACAGAAACGGGAGGCCGCAGGCAAAUGUCUUCCUCGUUAACAAGGCGGGCGCCGUGUUGGUGGAAUACGUGGACUGUAACAUGGAGAAGACAGGGGGAUAUAUUGCGGGAUUACUGAGGCCCGGGGUGGAGGAGGUGGGGGCAGAGAACAUCAUCUUCUCUGAGAAGACGUGGGGUGGGGAAGCUUGGGUGGGCGAAAAGGGUGGUGGAUCGGGCUGCGGAGAUGACGUCCUUCGUCCGCAAUCGCCACUGGACGCAGGGGUACUUGCGGACACCGGAUCUGAUGGUGCUCUCCGACCUGUGGAAAGAGUGGGCUGUGGACGCGGAAGGUGGCUGCUGAGGGGUUUGACGCACUGCGAACUCUCCCACAACUACCUUACCGGCCGCCCACUGAAGCCUCUUGCUGUGCGCACCCUGGAUCUCUCGAGCAACUUCCUCUCAGGCCCUCUGCCCGACGGGGCAUGCCUGCCACUUUCUUUUGAUGCCAACUGCUUUACGCUGCCACUGGGCUGUGUCUUGGUGCCGCAGCGGCAGGAGGCAGCAUGCAAUGCAUUCUGUGGCGUCUCCUCUGUAGCUGGUGGUGCUGCUGCGUGUGGUGGACAUGGGGUGUGCUAUCCACAGGGGCCUAGUUUGGCACCCACAUGUCUGUGCGAUGCGGGAUUUGUGCGCUUUGGAGACAUUGACUGUGUUUCUCAAGGCCAGAACAGGAAUUACUCAAGCAGCCACCCGGUUCUCCCGCCAGCAUCUGUGCUCACCAAGGGGACGCAGCGGGAGACGAGGGGAAACUUCACCACAGCUCCGGUGACUCUGUUUGUGUACGAGGCAGGGCAGGGGCUGUCGGGGUGUGGACUGCAGCUCGCCUUCCAUGCCAACUUCACCUUCUCCCUCUCGCCUCAAUCCGGCCGCGUGGGCUUCAACGGCUUUGCCUUUGUUGUCUCGGCAACCAACCGGGUGGGGAGCGGCGCCGGUGUGAGCGACCUACGCGCCGCCCCUUAA
Molecule: messenger RNA, 1755 nt
Organism: Closterium sp. Naga37s-1
Lineage: Eukaryota; Viridiplantae; Streptophyta; Zygnematophyceae; Desmidiales; Closteriaceae
Source: the annotation of a GenBank genome assembly